GCCCGUACGUCGUGACGUAUGACGUAGCCAUAGCCGACAGCUGCUCGGGAUUCGGGUCGCUGACUGGAUGACGUUUGAGAUUUUGUCGAAAAAAUCAUAAUGACUUUAAUUCAAAUGGCUAUCUUUUGGAAAAAGAGUUCGUCGAUGUCAUUAAUUCAUCAGGAAUAGGAGCAGAUAUUGUCAUUUUACACACCGUUUAUCUCAUCACAGUGAGUCAUACAGCUUCAGAUCUAGGACACGCUGAUUGCAGUUGUGCUCUGCUGAAGAAAAACAAAAGAGACUUACAGAGCCACCCUGGCUUUUGUUUGGGACCAGCACUGUGUGGAACGGUGUAAUGACCUGAUUUCCCAGGUGGCUUUGCAGCACGGCGUUAAAGGAGCAGAAUGAGCGGGGCGGCACUGGGCAUCGAGAUAGUGGUGGUGUUUUUUCUGGCUCUUUUCCUCCUGCAUCGGUAUGGAGACUUUAAGAAGCAGCAGCGCAUGGUUCUGUUUAGCACGCUGCUCGCCUGGUACCUGUGCUUCCUCAUCGUCUUCAUCCUCCCUCUGGACGUCAGCACGACAAUCUAUAGACAGUGUGUGAGCAGCCACCAGGCUCCUACUCCAGGACCUCAGAUCUCCAACCAGACAACAGGGAAUGCAACCGUGGCACCCACGAUUAGCAUCACAACAGUGUGUCACAAGCCAUGGAGCUACAUCCCUGAAGGGAUCAUGCCUGUCUUCUGGAGGGUUGUGUACUGGACCUCACAAUGUCUUACAUGGCUUCUUCUGCCCUUUAUGCAGUCGUACGCCCGCUCAGGAGGCUUCUCCAUCACGGGAAAGAUAAAGACAGCACUCAUCGAGAACGCAAUCUACUACGGCACCUACCUGUUUAUAUUUGGCUCCCUGCUCAUCUACGUAGCUGUACAUCCUCAGUGGAGUCUAUCCUGGUACGAGCUGCAGACGAUCGGCAUCACAGCAGCCAACACGUGGGGUCUCUUCCUGUUGGUGCUGCUGAUGGGCUAUGGCUUGGUGGAAAUCCCACGGUCUUACUGGGAAGCGUCUAAACGAGGACAUCUGCUCAUCAAGACUUACUUCAAAGCAGCUAAACUGAUGACAGAGAAAGCAGACGCAGAGGAGAACCUGGAGGAUGUCAUGGAGGAGGUGAGGAAAGUGAACGAGUCUAUAAAGUAUAACCACCCCUUCAGGAAGUAUGUUGAUACCAUCCUUAGAAAGUGUCCGGUUGAAUAUCAGGAGAAGAUGGGCAAGAAUAUGGAUGACUAUGAAGAUUUUGAUGAUAAACAGAACACAUAUCCCAGUGAAAGGAGUUUGGUGAAGCUUCACAAACAGGUGAUUUAUGCUGUGCAGAGACACAACCGUACACAGGUACAGUGGCAGAUUCUUCUCGAUCAAGCCUUUCACCUGGAAGACGUGGCGAAAAACGAGACCAGCUCAUCUCACCAGUUCGUCCACAGCUUUGCACCAACCGAACCUACAAGUUGGUUUACCCGCUACGUCUUCACACCAACUGCAGAGUGGUAUUGGGAAUGUUUCCUGAAGCAGUGGUUUUAUCGUGUGUUGGCUGUGGUCUUGUCCCUCUUCUCCGUGGCUGUGGUCUGGUCUGAGUGCACCUUCUUCAGCACUCGGCCUGUCCUCUCUCUCUUCGCUGUGUUUAUCCAGCUCGCAGAACGAGAUUACAACUACCUGUACAUCGAGAUGGCGUGUUUCAUCACAAUCUUCUUCCUGUGCACUUGCGUGUACUCUACUGUGUUUCGAAUCCGUGUGUUUAACUACUACUACCUGGCCUCACACCACCAGACAGACGCCUACAGCCUGCAGUUCAGUGGCAUGCUUUUUUGCCGUUUGACUCCUCCCCUUUGCUUGAACUUCCUCGGCCUGAUCCACAUGGAUUCUGCUAUCUCUCACCAAGCAAAAGAGCAGACAGCCUACACUUCAAUCAUGGGGUCAAUGCGUGUCCUGUCCUUUAUCGCCAACGGAUUUUACAUCUACUAUCCCAUACUGAUCGUCAUCCUCUGCAUUGCAACUUACUUCAGCCUUGGUACCCGCUGUCUGAACCUCCUGGGCUUCCAGCAGUUUAUGGGAGAAAAUGAGAUGACCUCUGACCUUAUCGAUGAGGGCAGGGAGUUACUGCGCAGAGAGAGAAGAAAACGGCAAAGGAUAGAGGACGGGGAGAACAGAAGGAGAGAGUGGCGUGAGCGCUACAGCCAUCAGAGAGAAGAAACAGGAGCAAGAAACAGGGCCCCUGCCUCGGAAAUGAAGGAAACCAGUUACGCUGACACACUUAACUCCAGCUCAAACAAACAGGCUAAAUACUCCCGCGGCGGAGGCACUCGCUCUGAAAGAGACCGCAUAGAGCUCCUGCAGGACGCAGAGCCUCUGGACUUCAACGCAGAAACAGUCACUGACAACCCACUAGAGAACAACAGGCAUGCUGGAGGACGGUAUCUCUCCAUGUCCUCCUCACAGAGCAGAAUCUUUGAUGAUGUUUGAAGACCUUCUGACAGGAGAAGAGCAGAAAGGAAGCUGGAGUUAUCUUCUGCUCAUUCUGUCAUGGCGUAAGGAGACAUCGACCUUUAUAUCCUUCAUGAAUGUAAAAUGUUACAUUAUGCUGAAAAUGCACAACAGUAAUGGAUCCUCAUGUAAUAUCCUUGAAUGGAGAGCAUGUAUCUACUAAACACCCAGUUCCAGUUCUGUUUCUAUGCUUCCUCCUCAACAUCCUAUCUCUUUGGGUGAAUGUUAAUGGACCCUUCUAUUACUUAUUAUUAAUAUACAUAAGGAGAAGGAACUUACCCAGAAGGCAUUGCGAUCUGACCUUUUCAGACUAGCAAAAACAAGGUGUUUAUAUAAUUAAGUAAACAGGAGAAAUGAAAUAUUUCAGAUUUCACGUUUUCACAUUUCACAUAUCUACUGUGUAUAUAUAUAAAUAUUGGUGCAAAAUGAAUGGCUGUGUAGUGGCAUUACUGUCUUUGUGCUCAUAGUUGCUUCAUAGUUUCUGAAUCUAAACAGAUUUGGUUAAAACCUACAACACAGGCUCCAGAAAAAAAGAUCACAAGUUUAAAUCCCAAUGAUGCCUCAGCCAUGAAUGUGGAAGAGAAGGUAGCACUUUCCUUCAAGGGGUCAAAGUCUCAUGCUUGGCUUUGUUGGUGUCAGAGGAAGCAUGUGCUAGCCUUGAGCCUUCCGGGUGCUGGAUGUUGUGGUUGUCAUGAAUGUACAGAUGACCAGAGUGCAGACAAAAUGAGGACUACAGGGUUGAUUUAAUCAUCAUGAGCUACAUGAUUGAUGAACCUCUUCGUGAAAGGAUUUGGAGCGGUGUCAUGUAUGUAGGUGUCACACACUGCGAUAUCAUUUAAAACUUUUCUCUUAAAUAUCAAAAAGCAGCAUGGAUAUUUCUUCUCUUUACAUACAGAGACGCUGUUUUUCAGCUGGACAAUAACUGUAGAAACCUGAAUGACCUGAAUAUUACACAUCAUCACAGACAUGAUGCUGUUAAUACUGAAAUGUCAACUUUAUUUCGACGGCUUUUACUUACUUAUUUUCUUUAUUUUUACUUAAUUACCUAGACGUGCCGUGGCACUUUAUUCCAGGCUUUUACACAAACUCAGAACUUCAUGCUUGGAAAAAUGUUGCCUGAAUUGCCACCUCAAGCUUGGGCAUUGGGAGAUGCUUUUAUGCGCAGCGUGCUUGUAAUGAGCGCUUAUUUAUGCUACUAUAAUCUUCCUGCCAGCUCCAAUGUCAGAGUCUGGCCAUUCUCCUGUGAGCUCUCUCAACAACAACAUAUUUCCACAGUACUACAGCUUCCUGGAUGUUUCUGAAAAGCUCAAAGCAGCUGUCUGGCACUAUACCACAGUCAGUGACAUCGCUUUUAUCUCCAAUCUAGCUCUUGACCUGUAUCUGCAUGACGUUUUACAUUGUACUGCUGUCGCAUGACAGUUUAACAGAUGUUCCUAGUGCCGUGGGCUGAGAAUCGGAUAAUGACCAUGAUAAGCUCAGUGUAUUUAACCCCUUUAGGUUUCCAAGACUUUAUUUAUGUGAAUUCAACAGUCUCACAUCAUAGAUGAUUUUUAAUUAGUUACAAAUGUAUAUUUUGACAUAUUAUUAAAAAAUAUAUAUAUAUACACAGUGUUUUUAAGUGCUUAGGUCAACGGUGUCCAAUCUUAUCCACAAAUGUGGAUUGUGUGGUUGCAGGUUUUCAUUCCAACCAAGCAGAAGCCGCACCUGAUUCCACCUGUUUAAUCAGUUGUUCUUGGCUUUUAGUAGACUCUGGUGUGGCUUCUGCUUGGUUGGAAUGAAAACCUGCAACCACACCGGCCCUUUCCAGAUAAGACUGAACACCACUGGCUUAGGUGAACAAUGAAGGGUAGCCUAAGUAGGGGAUGUGGUAGCCUAGUGGUCAAGGUGUUGGGCAACCAAUUGGAAGGUUGUGAGUUCGAAUCCCAGGUCCACCAAGCUGCCACUACUGGGCCUCUGAACAAGACCCUUAAUGCUCAGUUGUAUAAAAUGAAAUGUAAGUCUCUGGUUAAGUCUGCUAAAUUCUGGAAAAGUAAAUAAAAAGGAAAGUUUUGAGUCGUCUCCCAUGAACAGAGGUUUAGAAUAGACAUCAUGUGGAGGACAUUUAUUUUUAAGGAACUACAAGAAACUGUAGACAGUGAAGUAUGGUUUAAUUUAAUAUUCUGUCCAUUUAAAAGGUUUCCAGUCUACAUAUGAAUGCACACCUGCACAUACAGAAAUUAAACCUAAUAUUUAUUCUCUUUAAAUGCCUUUCUCAGUAAAUACGAGUGUAUUUAUUUUUUGUGCACUGUGCAGAUGGCUUGUGGCCAGAGAGAAACUCCCAAAUUAACUUUGCCAGGUGCAGAGUUUUAAGUAGAACCACACACUCACUAGUGUAUAUAUUAUAUAAGGUUUCUGUUAUCAGUCUCAAUGGGAAAGACGUGUUGUUUAAUGAUUGAAUAAUGAUGGUAUUUUAAUGUCAGUGUUCGUUGUUUGUCACAGUUUUUUUAAAUAUGAUUAUGAUGGUAUCUUGCUUGUUUGAACAGAACAGUGAAUAAGUGACCUUAUUUUUUGAAGAAGGAGAAAAGGAAGCAUUAUUUCACCUGCCAUUCAUUACUGCACUGCCAUCCUGAAUGCAAGAGAAAUUCAGACUACUGUGGCUUAUUUUUUUUUUAUAAUACGUGAAGCAUAAUAAUUAAUGAUCAUUAGCUUCAUUUUCAGUCUUCAUUUUAAUUGUUUUAUUUUUUCCUCACUCGGAGGCUUAAUCGAUUAAUGACAGUCAGCGUGUAGUUACGGAAGAUUAUAAAGUCAUGCACAAGCAUGAAUAUUACCUCAAUUUUUUCAAUUACCUUCAAUUAAUCAUCAUCUUUACUGUUUAUGUUUCUGUGAGGACUCCGGGCAAUUUUUUUCUUUUAAAUCUCAAUGUAUAUGUAAAUUAAAUAUAAAUCACUACAUUCACAUUUACUGGGUAUUUUUCCUCGUUUCACAUCUUAAAGGAGUAGUUUAGUGAAAAUUCACAUUCAGGCAAUUUUCUCCUUCAGCACGUGAUCAGUUUUAGACAUUCUGAGUGUUGCACUAGAUUUGAAAACACCAAAGCCAAUGUUUUGGCUAACAAUAGAAGACUCUAACCCAAAAUGUUUGUGUCAAACCAUCUGCAGUCUUCAGCGAUGUGGUUUAGGACACAGUGGCACUGUAACCCAGUGCUCACACUUGAGUGAUACGUGAUUUGUGUGUGCAACUGUACAACAAAUAACAUUUUAACUGAGAUAUUUUACCUUAAAACAACAACCCAUCAAAACAAUAUUCCUUAAACUAAUAAUAUAGUAUGAUCUAUUUCACACUCACACCUUCAGUUCUUACCUGCAGUUAAUUCAUAUAUAUAAUGACACCCAUAAAGAGCUGAAAAAUAGAAUCACUUUUUCUUCUCAUCAUAUACAAACUUUCAUUAAACGUGUAAAGAGAUCACGAAUGUAUGUCUUCUACAAAGAAACCAUUUCUCCUUUUUUUUUUACUGUAGUUUACACAGAAAAGUACAACCACCAAAUUUUCACUUUCUGUUGUGAACAUAGGGUUACUGUUAUUGAGUCAUUAAAUAAUACACUUUAUUUUGGUGUCUUUUGCCUUCCAGGUUCCUGCUUCCCAAACCAUGACAGCAGAAUUUACCAAAAACUAGAAGUUAUACAGAUCCAGAUUUUCAAAACCAUAUUUAAAACCUAAAUCAUUCACGCAUUAUUGUUUGAAAUAGUUUUUUUCACUAAACUGCUCCUUUAACUCUGUUAAUAAAGUGGUUCGGUGUAUAUUUAUGAAAAUGUUUAUGGAUUUUUUUUUUUAAUAGAAUCAGUAAGGCAAUGAUCAUGUCAGUGAUUGAUUUAAGUGUGCAAUGUGAAUUGAAGUCCACACGUCCUUCUGUUGCUGGAUUAUUGUGAUUUGUUACCUGAUGUUGGUCCUCAGUUUUUUCACUAGCAGGACACACCUUAGAAACACUAACUGUAAUAGACUCCAUUGACUCUAUUGAAAUUGCCAAUGAAAGCUCAAAUAAAAUCUUACAACUGUA
This is a messenger RNA of Tachysurus fulvidraco (yellow catfish), 6537 nucleotides long. It is a transcript of the gene lmbrd2b, whose product is annotated as LMBR1 domain containing 2b. Lineage: Eukaryota; Metazoa; Chordata; Actinopteri; Siluriformes; Bagridae. The coding region runs from base 384 to 2486 and encodes 700 amino acids. Gene Ontology annotation, biological process: adrenergic receptor signaling pathway. The transcript has 19 exons. The record is from RefSeq and is a predicted model, not a curated record. Gene Ontology annotation, cellular component: membrane.